AUGUGUGAGCCCAAUGAUGGUUAUGCAAGUAUAUGUAUUCCAGAAGAGUUUUUAAUUUCAAACUUUUCCGAUCCCAUUAAGGCAAUUGUUGAGGAUACAUAUCCAAAACUCAUUCAUAACUAUCUUGAUUCCAAAUAUCUCCAAUGUUGUGCAAUUUUAGCUUCAACAAUUGAAGUAGUAGAUGAUAUCAAGCAAUAUAUUACAAACCUUCUUCCAGAGAAAGAAUACUUCUCUAGUGAUUCUAUAGAUAAAACUGAUUCUACUAACUUUGAUGCAUAUGAGCAUGUGACACCGGAGUUCCUAAAUGCUCUUAAAACUUCUGUAUUACCUAAUCAUUCCAUCAGGGUGAAAGUUGGUGCCACGAUAAUGUUAAUGCGCAAUCUAGACCAGUCUGAAGGCUUGUGCAAUUGUACACGAAUCACUGUAACCAAGCUGGCUUCUCAUGUCAUUGAAGUUAAGAUAAUUUCUGGAAAAAAUAUUGGUAACAUCAUUUAUAUUCCUAGAAUGUCUUUGGCACCCUCACAAUCACCAUGGCCAUUUAAAUUGGUUGCAUUUGUUUAA
Messenger RNA from Vicia villosa (hairy vetch), 561 nucleotides. RefSeq lists its product as uncharacterized. Lineage: Eukaryota; Viridiplantae; Streptophyta; Magnoliopsida; Fabales; Fabaceae. Bases 1 to 561 code for a protein of 186 amino acids. The record is from RefSeq and is a predicted model, not a curated record. The transcript is spliced from 3 exons.